UGUGAACAGCAGUCAUCCUGUACCUUGCCGGGCAGCGUUUGUUCUCUGCGUGGAGGAGGUGUUCCAGGAUCCCCGGCGGUCACUGUAGUGGCCAAAAUGGACAAUCAAGUGAUUGGGUAUAAGGAUCUAGCAGCUAUACCUAAAGACAAGGCCAUUCUGGACAUAGAGAGGCCUGACCUGAUGAUUUAUGAGCCCCACUUCAGCUAUUCACCGAUGGAGAGGUCAUUAUCUCCUCGUUCAAUCUCCCCUCCUCUAUCUCCAGAGAGCAGUUUAUCAAAGGAUGUCUAUCAGAGGGAUUGGUCAGAGCCCAAGUCAUCAGGCAGCUCAUCUCCAGCGUCCACACAGCUGAGUAAAAGCAUCACCGUCAGCACUAAAGUCCCACACCAGCAACAGCACUUCCACAGGCCAGACAAUGGAACCAAUAUAUACAAGAAGCUACCAAUAUAUAAACAAGAUGUCUCAGCAGCCGUUCCACACAGUAAACACAUGAUGGAUUUAAUCAUCGAGUCAUCCAAGUUUCCCGCUGCACAAGCUCCAGACCCCAACCAGCCCGCUAAGAUAGAGAUGGACUACUGGCCAUGCCCUCCCUCGCUAGCUGUUAUAGAGAAAGAGCGAAGGAAGAAUGUGGCAUCCAAGAUGGCUGAGGGAGAGGAGGGUGAGGAGGAUGACACGUAUGAUGACAGCGAUCUGUCUGAAGACAUGUGGAGACUUCGGCAGAUGCAGAAACAGGAGCUCAACAAGAUUCAGUCCAAUCUAGGAAAACUGAUACUGAAGGAGGAGAUUGAGAGAUCGGCCCCUGUCCGAAGGAAAACACGGUCUCUGCCCGACAGGACACACAUGCAUCUGGCCUCCAAAUUACCUUCAUUUCCUUCCUACACUAAGACUGGCCUGACUAGGCUCCAGUCUGCAGAGUUCUCCUCUUCAAACACUGAUAAAGAGAGUCAAAAUUUCCAGAAUGGAGAUGCCCAAAGCAGAAGGAUCGACAGAGGGAAUUCACUCCCUAGUAUGCUGGAACAAAAGAUUUACCCGUAUGAGAUGCUCAUUGUGACUCACAGAGGCAGAAACAAACUCCCUCCUGGUGUAGACAGGACAAGACUGGAGAGACACCUGUCACCUGAGGAAUUCCAGAAUGUCUUUGGAAUGUCCAGUGAGGAAUUCGACCGACUCUCCCUUUGGAAGAGGAACGACCUGAAAAAGAAAGUCUCUCUCUUCUAGUAGUCGGAGAAAUAUGUUCUUUUACAAACACUGUCACGUGUCUGCACUUCUGCGUGUGAAAACAGUACAGGCGAUGCAAGUUAAAGAAAGAUGAGGAAUGGGAUUUUAGAGCCAGCAAAACAAAGCAAAAACAGUUAUCCCUAUCAUUUGAUAAGCCCCAUAUCUUAUUGCAACUA
This is a messenger RNA of Carassius auratus (goldfish), 1391 nucleotides long. Its product is annotated as dematin-like. Lineage: Eukaryota; Metazoa; Chordata; Actinopteri; Cypriniformes; Cyprinidae. The transcript has 14 exons. The annotation marks the transcript as partial. Gene Ontology annotation, cellular component: plasma membrane; actin cytoskeleton. Gene Ontology annotation, molecular function: actin filament binding. The record is from RefSeq and is a predicted model, not a curated record. Gene Ontology annotation, biological process: cytoskeleton organization; lamellipodium assembly; actin filament bundle assembly.